AAGCUAAGUGCCUGAAGUAGGUCGGUUCAAGAAGAAGCCUUCAUGUUGCAUCCGUACAGAAUGGAGGGGUACCUCAUCUCACCUGGUCCUCCAUCAGAAGACAUGUACGAACCCGACAUCUAUAGACAACAGAUGUCAGAAUAUUCAUAUCCGUAUGUCAUCGAUGCAGAGAGUCAAGGAGAUCACUGGGACUAUCACACCACUCAUCAUGCUCAUCCUCUGGACUUUGACAACCUGCCAGAGGGCCACUUCACUGAGCUCCAGAGUGUCCAGCAACUACAUCUACCCAGUAUGGCUCGUUACAGCGAUGUUGACACUCUCUCUCUGGACCCUGGCCUUGGGGGACACAACCAUGCCCUACUUCCACCGGUGCCAUAUUACCCUCGAGCCAUGGGCUACUUGCACCCCUCUCCUCAGACGAUGAGGAGCUCAGACGACGAGGAGCCAGGAGGCCGCAGCCCUCCACUAGAAGUGUCUGAUGAGGAGUGUCUGAGGGACCACAUCGCCCACGUAACAAGGGGAGAAUUGGGCAACAAGAAGAAGAUCCGUCUGUACCAGUUCCUGCUGGAUCUGCUGAGGAAUGGGGACAUGAAGGACAGUAUCUGGUGGGUGGACAAGGACAAGGGCACCUUCCAGUUCUCCUCGAAACACAAGGAGGCACUGGCACAUCGGUGGGGCGUACAGAAGGGCAACCGCAAGAAAAUGACCUACCAGAAGAUGGCACGGGCUCUUCGCAACUAUGGCAAGACAGGCGAGGUCAAAAAGGUCAAGAAGAAGCUGACUUAUCAGUUCAGUGGUGAAGUGCUGGGGGGGAGGUCUCACUUGGAGAGGAGGCCAUAUUCCCAUUUGUAGAGGGAGAAACAUAGUGGAAGUCCUGAAGAAGGGUAGAGUGAGAGAGAGAGAGAGAGAUAGUUAACUGUAUAUAGUAUGCAAGAUGGUUAUCAAUGUAAUAACUAUUGUUUGUGUUCAAAUCAACAAUAACUGUUUUUGCUGCUCUUGUAAAAAGCAUUUAUGUGAACGUCAAACCCAGUGUCUUAAUGGAAUCUGACAAUUAGCAAAUUUUGACUCAAUGAUUGCACACACACAUCUGGACCUUUUACAUUCCAUAGCACUUAGAAACAGGGCCGUUUUAAAUGAUACUGUCAAUCAUUAUCACCAGAAUGCUUACAGGAGUGGUAAUACAGAUGACCACUCGAAGUCCUCAGAGAUCUCCUUUCUUAAAGCUGUCUGUGUUCACCGACUUCUACGCACUGUUGGACUCACUGACCAUUGUGCACAUUUGACAUCAAUUAGAAUUGGAUGCAAUGUAAACAAACAAAAAGACUGAUAAAGAACUCUUUAGCAUUAAUGACAUUGAUUUGAUACUCUGAGAUGCACUGACUUUGGAAGAGCAAUUCGUGUUGCUUAACCUUUGCUGUAGCAGCACACAAACACAACAUAUUAUACAUAAGCUUUUGCUAAUCAGAAUUGAGUAUUCAGCCAAGCCGUGGUAUAAAGCUUGUAUAUUUGUAUGAUGGUACUACAUGUGUAUUACAUACUAACUCAUGUUAGCUCAAGACUUUGGGAAGUAAACCCUUCUGAACAUUGGGAGACUUAACCUGCAACCUUUCCGGACUGUCCCCUUGACCAUUACUUCCCUGUCACAUCCCAUUGACUUGUUCCUGAAAUGGGGUAGGGUGAAGAGGCUUAUCACCCAGCCCUUAUUAUCUGCUUGUGUUCGGAGAUGAAGCACAGACCUUUGCCUCCUCUGAGCUAGGGUGCAAUCUAUUCCUAGCCUAGGAAUACCAACACAGGGAUAUUUCUCCCAUGCUCUCAAUCAUAGACCCCUGUUUGAACUGUAUGAUAGUGUAUAUGACCAGUUAUUUUCCCGUACUCUAUGUGCUCUCUGUAUAAUGCAUGUUGGCAUGUUUGUAUGUUGGCAUGACUCAGUUACAUAUCUGCACGUGAUGAACUUGAAAGCAUUUCUAUUUCUCACUCGUCAUGUGGUUUUAGUCGACUCAUCCUCACAUUGUUCCAGCACAUCACAGACUGGCUUUAGCAAAUCCUCUGGGAAUCACAGCCAUGUACGCAGAACCCCAGUGGCCGAGCCAGAUAAUAUAUAGACAUGUGGGCAGCCAUGGAGACUUUACUGGGCCCACUGGCAGCAKACAAGGCCACCCCRUCCYCCACCAUCCACCCACCCCCAGCCCAGUUAUGUGGCAGCYGAAGCCUGUAGGUGUAAAUAAUUCUGGGUGCUGACACAGCUCUAUGAUGGGAGCACAGGGCACAGUCUGCAGUGAAAAGUGACGCAAAGUGAGGUAUCCAGGGAGAACACCAUCAAGAGACAGAUAAUAGUUUUAAGUGUAUUUUCCCUACAGCACCUCUGGGAUAAAUCAAUUAAUAAAUACAACUGAAAAGGAGACAUAAAGGACAGGGAUAUAGUUAGAAUAAUUCAAUUGAAUAAUGCAAAAUCAUAGAAACAGUGAGGAUUGAUUUAAGUGAACCCUCCUGCAUUUAUUACUGACUGAGCAAUAAAACAAGGUUGAAAAUAAAAACAUAUACAGUACCAGUCAAAAGUUUGGACAUACAUACUCA
Molecule: messenger RNA, 2574 nt
Organism: Salvelinus sp. IW2-2015
Lineage: Eukaryota; Metazoa; Chordata; Actinopteri; Salmoniformes; Salmonidae
Product: transcription factor PU.1
Biological process (GO): regulation of transcription by RNA polymerase II; cell differentiation
Cellular component (GO): nucleus
Molecular function (GO): sequence-specific DNA binding; DNA-binding transcription factor activity, RNA polymerase II-specific
Source: RefSeq, a predicted model, not a curated record